AUGGCGGCAGCUCCCUUCUCUGGCUUUGCCUUGCGUGCUGCUCUUCUGCCAAGACCAUCUGUGUCAGGCCAGAGAAAGUGUAGUGAGAAGAGCGGCAGCAGAAACAUACACCUAGAGAACAAAGACGGCAGGCUGACCUCUGGCAUGCUGGAGAUGGAGCUGCAUCAGACAUCUGCUCCCACGAGCGCUGGCCUGGGAGGGUCAGGGCUGGUGGAACUCAACACCAGCAACCGCCGGCCACAGCAAGGAGCUGGCAAGGCAGAUUCCCUGAGCCCCUACCACAGUGGGGCUGUUGGGCAGAGCUGCUGGGCUCCUGUGGACCAGGAUUUUGGCUCAUUCCUCAAGGAGCGGAGGUCUCACCCUCCUUUCUCCCAGGUCUUCAGCUCCAGGUCUAAAGACCCCUGCUUUACAGAAAGCACUCCUUUGCUGAGGAAUUUCUCACAAGAAAAAGGGUCAUGGUGCAUUCCCAUUUGCCACCCAGAGUUCAUUACUGGUGAAGAACCUUGGGAGGACAGCUCAGCUGAGUGGGAGGGAAGAUGCCUGCUAAGCAGAGAAUUGGCAAGUUCCUCUGAAUCCGCCUCCUUAGAGAAGGGGGAGCUUCUGGACAGUGCUCGCUUCAGGUUCCGUCUUGCCGAACUGAGGUGCUGUGUGCGGUGGCUAAAAGUUGCAGGCUUAUUUGUCUUUGUGGUGCUGUGCUCUAUUUUAUUUAGCCUGUAUCCAGAUCAAGGAAAGCUCUGGCAGUUGCUGGCUGUGUCACCGCUGGAAAGCUACUCUGUGAACCUCAGCAGCCAUGCAGACUCCAAGCUGCUCCAGGUGGACCUGGCAGGGGCCUUGGUGGCCAGUGGCCCAAGUCGUCUUGGGAGAGAAGAGCACGUGGUGGUGGAGGUGACCCAGGCUUACACUCCAGGCUCCAGGCGGCGGCGGCCACAGCAGGUCACUCAUAACUGGACGAUAUUUUUAAAUCCAAGCAGAAGUGAGCACGUGGUGGUGAGCAGGACCUUUGAGGUUCUUAGCAGAGAGCCUGUUUCCAUCAGUGUCCGAGCCUCCCUCCAGCAGACCCAGAUUGUUCCUCUUCUGAUGACUCAUCAGUACCUCCGUGCAAGUGUUGAAGCACAAGUGACCAUUGCUGCGGUCAUCCUCGCUGGGGUCUACGUGCUAAUUAUAUUUGAGAUUGUUCACAGAACACUAGCAGCCAUGUUGGGGUCCCUUUCAGCUUUAGCAGCACUGGCUGUGAUUGGUGACAGACCCAGCCUGACCCAUGUGGUGGAGUGGAUUGAUUUUGAGACUCUGGCCCUGCUGUUCGGCAUGAUGAUCUUAGUAGCCAUAUUUUCAGAAACUGGAUUUUUUGAUUAUUGUGCUGUAAAGGCAUACCAAUUGUCCCGAGGAAGAGUGUGGACCAUGAUCUUCAUGCUGUGUCUCAUUGCUGCUGUCCUUUCUGCCUUCCUGGACAAUGUCACAACAGUGCUCCUCUUCACUCCCGUGACCAUAAGAUUGUGUGAGGUGCUCAACCUUGAUCCAAGACAAGUCCUGAUUGCAGAAGUGAUCUUCACAAACAUUGGGGGAGCUGCCACUGCCAUUGGGGACCCACCAAAUGUCAUUAUUGUUUCCAACCAGGAGUUGAGGAAGAUGGGUCUGGACUUCGCUGGGUUUACAGCACACAUGUUUGCUGGGAUUUGCUUCGUUCUCUUGUUCUCCUUUCCACUCCUCAGACUCCUUUACUGGAACAAAAAGCUCUAUAACAAGGAACCCAGUGAGAUCGUUGAACUGAAGCAUGAGAUCCAUGUCUGGCGUCUGACUGCACAGCACAUCAGCCCAGCCAGCAGGGAGGAGACAGCAGUUCGAGGUCUGCUCCUGGGGAAGGUGCGGGCACUGGAGCGCCUGCUGGCCCAGAGGCUGCACAGCUUCCACAGACAGAUCUCACAGGAAGAUAAAAAUUGGGAGACCAAUAUCCAGGAGCUACAAAGAAAGCAUAGGAUAUCAGAUAAGACUCUGCUCGCCAAAUGCCUGACAGUGUUGGUAUUUGUUAUCUUCAUGUGUUUUCUCAAUUCAUUUGUCCCUGGUGUUCAUCUUGAUCUUGGGUGGAUUGCUAUUCUAGGUGCCAUCUGGUUGCUAAUUUUAGCUGAUAUCCAUGAUUUUGAGAUAAUUCUACACAGAGUGGAAUGGGCAACCCUUCUGUUCUUUGCAGCACUCUUUGUUCUGAUGGAGGCACUGGCACAUCUCCACUUAAUAGAAUAUGUCGGAGAACAGACUGCUUUGCUAAUAAAGAUGGUCCCAGAAGAUCAGCGCCUUACAGCUGCCAUCAUCCUGGUGGUCUGGGUCUCAGGCAUCACAUCCUCCAUGAUUGAUAACAUCCCAUUCACUGCUACUAUGAUUCCCGUGCUCCUAAACCUGAGCAGAGACCCUGAUGUCAGCCUGCCUGCUCCACCACUCAUGUAUGCGCUGGCCCUUGGUGCCUGUCUGGGAGGUAAUGGGACACUGAUUGGAGCAUCAGCAAAUGUGGUUUGUGCAGGAAUUGCAGAGCAGCAUGGAUAUGGAUUCUCUUUCAUGGAAUUUUUCAGGCUGGGCUUUCCAAUGAUGGUUGUCUCCUGCAUGGUGGGGAUGUGUUACCUCCUUGUUGCUCAUGUCGUGAUGGGAUGGAAUUAG
Rangifer tarandus platyrhynchus (Svalbard reindeer) is the source of this 2643-nucleotide messenger RNA. Lineage: Eukaryota; Metazoa; Chordata; Mammalia; Artiodactyla; Cervidae. The record is from the annotation of a GenBank genome assembly.